Annulohypoxylon truncatum is the source of this 5128-nucleotide messenger RNA. Its product is annotated as serine/threonine-protein kinase gcn2. The transcript has 5 exons. Gene Ontology annotation, biological process: DNA damage checkpoint signaling; regulation of translational initiation by eIF2 alpha phosphorylation. Lineage: Eukaryota; Fungi; Ascomycota; Sordariomycetes; Xylariales; Hypoxylaceae. Bases 189 to 4988 code for a protein of 1599 amino acids. The record is from RefSeq and is a predicted model, not a curated record. Gene Ontology annotation, molecular function: eukaryotic translation initiation factor 2alpha kinase activity; protein binding; ATP binding.
GUCACCUGUCACUUGUACUCAUUGACUUGUUUCACCGCUACCCAACCUGCUUUGAUAUACAGAUUUUAUUCUACAUAUGCUAUCGUUGCUGCAAUAUGGCCACAACUCAGUAGACCACGUGCAGCUCCGGCUGCGUGAGUCUCCAUUCGUUCGAUCCUCUUUACCGAACGAUCUGCUGAAAUAUCAAAAUGGCUUGGAAGCCGACUGGACCAUGGAAAGGGCCCAAGCAGCUCAACACCAAAACUAAUGACCCAACUUAUCCCGGGCUGAAGCCCGCCAGCCCGGAUGUAGGACCCAAGACGCAAUACACUGACGUUCAGAAUGAGGAGAUUAUGGUUCUCCAAGCCAUCUAUGGCGACGACUACAUUGAGCAUAAAGCUGCUAACACCGCAUGGAAGAAAUCCGAGCCAUCUUUCGAUAUUCGCGUCAAGGCUUUGUCGGACGAAGAAGUGGCUAUUACUCUUGGAGUUGUGUUCACGGCGACUUACCCCAGGUCUGCUCCUUUGCUUAGUCUAAAGGACGAGGAAAACUUGAAGGAGUCUACGGUGUUUAAGCUGCAGAAGUUUAUCGAGACGAAGCCGAAGGCUUUGGUCGCGCUGGAGCAGCCAGAACCCAUGGUCCAUGAGUUGGCACAAGGUCUCCAAGAUAUCCUUGAGGACGCUGCUCAAGCAAAGGCUCAAGGACUAGAUUUGCCCUCGUUAGAAGAGGAGAGGGCGGCUCAUGAGGCCGAGUUAGCCAAACAGGCCCGAGAGCAGCAAGAGGAAGAGGCGCGUAAGAGACAGGAUGCAAUGAAAGAGGAAGAAAGAGUGAUGCAAGACAUGAUACAGAAAGAAGUCGACCGGCAACGAACAAGGGUCAAGGAAUCGAAGAAGAAAAAUAAGACGCUUGCGACACCAAGUAAUAAUCACUCUCAAACCUCCCGUAUCUUAGAAGCUGGAAGAAUUGAGUUUGAUCAAACAUGCCAAGUUGCCGACUCCGUCGGAAAUUCGUUUAUCUUCAACGUCGUUACGGGGAAAAGUGAAUUUCGCAAGGGACAGGUAGCGGCUACGUACUGUGUCUGGCCUGAGAUAUCCGGCGGGAGAAACGGGCCAAGCCUAGUUCUUAAAGAAUUCGAGUUACGAUCGACUUCCAAGGAAUCCGCUCAAUUCAAAAAGCAGUUACAAGCUUUGGAAGGGGAGUUAGAGACUGUUAAGAAGAUAUCGCACCGCAACAUUCUCGAGUUAUUAAAUUUUCGUAUUGAUCGAGAUCAUGGAGACGUCGAUUCAGCCACGAUGGCCUGGACCGCCCGAAUCUUAACCCCUCUAGCAGACAAGGGCCCGCUAGAAGAGCUGCUUGAUCUUGCGGGACAUCUUGAUGUCGGCAAAGUUCGCUCAUGGACCGCGGACCUUCUUAAUGCCUUGGGUCAUUUGCAUAGCCAUGGUAUUACUCACCAAGAUAUUCAUCCCGGAAACGUGCUUCUUUUCAGAGAAACAACAGGCGAUGUUAUUCCUAAGCUUUCGGAUAUCGCAUAUGAAAGAGAAUUGUAUCGUAUCUGCCGUAGGUCUCAGAAAAAUGCGUCUGCGAACUCUGCAAGGUCCACCUAUUGGCUGCCACCGGAGAUUGCUGGAAGUUCACGGCCGCAAUUUACCCAAAAAACCGACAUAUGGGAUCUCGGAGUCGUUUUCCUACAGAUGAUAUUUGGUCUAGAUGUCUUCCAAAAAUAUCAGUCUCCAGCUAUUCUAAUGGAUUCCCUCUCCUUGUCCAGACCCCUCCACGAAUUGGUGGCUAGGUUUUUCAAACUUGACCCUAAGAAACGCCCAAGGGCGUUUGAGUUGAGCUCCAGUGAGUUUCUGGCAACAGAUGCACCUGUCAUUGUCGAUGAUACCCCUUCCGUCUUUUCUCGUUCCCAAUCUCUGAGUUCCUUAACGCACGCGUUUCCUACAAGGCUUAGGCGUGAUUCUUCCACGCGCGGACCGACUUCUUCUAGAUAUAAGGAAGAUUUCGUCGAAGAAGCACGAUUAGGCAAGGGUGGCUUUGGCGAAGUUGUCAAAGCCCGUAAGAAGCUAGAUGGUCAAAUUUACGCGAUCAAGAAGAUCAGCCAGCGCUCUCAAUCAAGUCUUACCGAGAUAUUGAAAGAGGUGAGGCUACUUUCCCAGCUAAGUCACCCCGCGGUGGUGAGAUAUUAUAACACUUGGUUGGAGGAAAUACCCGACUUAUCAGACUCGGAAGAGGACACAUCCACCGAAGAUCUUAACGAGUCCAAAAACACCAAUUCCCAAGGCAUUGAUAUCCAAUUCGCCACUAGCACUGGAGGGUUGGACUUCAUUUCCUCAAGCCACCCCAAUAUCGAAUUCGGUUCAGAUGAAUCAGACACUGAAGAAAAUGACGAAUCAGAAGAAAGCGAAGAUGAUGACGAUGACGAGUCAGAUGUUGUUUCUGUUAUUAACGACUCCAUGCCUUCGCCUACAAGGGUCAGGAGUAGUCAACAAAAACACUAUAGAACCGUUAUGUACAUCUCCAUGGAGUAUUGCGAGAAGAGGACGCUGCGAGAUCUGAUUCAAAGGGACCUUUGGAAGGAAGCAGAGGAGAUCUGGCGUUUAUUUCGGCAGAUUUUAGAGGGCUUGGUUCAUAUUCAUGGGUUGAACAUAGUCCAUCGCGACCUUAAGCCGGAAAACGUCUUCAUCGGCCUCGGCCCUGAUGGGGUGAACAAUGUUAAGAUCGGUGACUUCGGAUUGGCUACUAGUGGCCACUUUGCCGCCGACAAAUCGAUCACAACUAAUCUAGAUGUCAGUGACUUGACGAGAAGCAUCGGAACAUCUUAUUAUGUUGCCCCCGAAGUCCGCAGGACUGGCGCAGGUUCAUAUACAUCGAAAGUUGAUAUGUAUUCUCUAGGUAUAAUAUUCUUUGAGAUGUGUUACCAUCCCGUUGUCGGUAUGGAAAGAGCGGAUAAGCUAGGAAAACUAGGAAAUUCAUCUCUGCUCCCCGAUGAUUUCCAGCCCGGUGACAAAGUAAAGUCGGAUAUCGUGCUUUCUUUAGUCACCCAUGACGUGAAAGAACGUCCUAGUAGUAUUGAGCUUCUGAGAAGUGGAAAGUUGCCCAUCCAGAUGGAAAAUGAGACGACACGCAGGGCGCUCGCAAGUCUCACAAGCUCUGCCUCGCCGUAUUACCCAAAAGUCGUCUCGGCAUUAUUCUCGACACCCGUGGAACCGACAAAGGAUUACGCUUGGGACUUAACAGCACCAAACCCUACCGCUACGGAAUUAUUGUACCAAAGUGCAGUCAAGGAGGAGUUGAUAUCCGUCUUUCGUCGUCACGGUGCAGUGGAGGCACCCAGGAGCUCGAUCUAUCCCCGAUCCUCCCACUACUCUCCAAAUCAAGAUGUCGUCCAGCUCCUGGACCAAAGUGGUACUGUAGUACAGUUGCCUUUUGACCUCAUGCUCGGGAACGCUAGAGUUUUGGCAAAACAUACGAAUUGUUCGAGGGUUCGAAAGUCUUUCACAUUCGGCAGCGUUUAUCGUGACAGACGAAGCGGUGCCCAACCACUGAUGAUUGGUGAGGUUGAUUUUGAUAUCGUCUCUACAGACACAUUAGACCUAGCUUUAAAGGAGGCUGAGGUCAUCAAGGUUCUGGAUGAAAUUAUAGACACGUUCCCUUCGACGUCGCCAAUGUGCUUUCAUCUAGGCCAUUCCGAUUUAUUGCAGCUCAUAUUCGAUUUCUGCAAUGUAGAUUUAAGCGCAAGGAGGCAAACCGCCGAGUCUCUCAGCAAGCUUAAUAUCCAUUCCUAUACUUUUCAAAAAAUUCGAGCGGAGCUUCGAUCACCCAUAAUCGGAAUAUCAGCUACGAGCAUUGAGGACCUGAAACGGUUCGAUUUUCGAGACACACCAGCAAAAGCAUUCGCUAAGCUCAAGGCCAUAUUCGAAGGCAGUCGAAUGUAUGAAAAACUACAGCCGACAUUAGCUCAUUUAAAGGACGUGGUCGAGUAUACCAAACGCCUCGGAGUCCACGCGAAGAUUUACGUCAACCCCUUAAGUAGCGUCAAAGAGAACUUUUUCUCCGGCGGAAUGCUAUUCCAGUGUCUCUAUGACAGGAAAUUCAAAGAUGUCUUUGCGGCUGGCGGUCGCUACGACAGUUUAAUUAAAGCUCACCAGCCAAAGAUAGGCGAAGGACCUCACGCAGUUGGUUUUAGCUUAGCAUGGGACAAAUUAGCACGGCCGCCAAAAAGCGGAGGGAAGGCUUUCUUGAAGAAGCCUGAGGAAGAAAUUCCCGGGAUUUUCAACACGAAACGAUGCGACGUCCUGGUCGCUAGCUUCGACGCACAUACUCUUCGCACGGCCGGCAUUGAAAUUCUUUCGACGCUAUGGUCCCACGACAUCAGCGCGGAGCUGGCUCGGGAUUCACGAUCUCCGGAAGAACUAACGUCUAGGAAUCGCGAUGAGACUUACUCAUGGAUUGUAAUCAUCAAGCAGGACAACGUGCUGAAGAUCAGGACCAUGGACCGCAAGGAGGUGCCGGACGUAGAGAUUUCGGCCUCUCAGCUCCUUCCAUGGCUACGUAUUGCCCUGCGCGAGCGCGGUUCUGCUAAACAAUCCGAGUUUGCUGGUGGCGCAGCGCCUAUCGCCUCAGGCGCAACCGUAUCACCAAAUCCAGACCAAGAGGUGCGCGUCCUCGUGGCCGGGACGCGGUCGAAAAAAUUUAACCGGCUGGUCGUCAUCGAGCAAGCCCAGGCCAACGCCGCGAGGCUCCUGCAGACAUUCUUGGACGGACCGAUCGCCGCUGUCGAGACCUCGGACGUCGUCCUCGAUUUAAUACAAGAAACCGCGCUUUCCGAUGCCGAGACCUGGCGUCGGGCCGAGCAGUCAGUAGACAAGAACGAGAGGAGGUACGUCCGCGAGAUCCAUGACAUGUUACAGGCGUGGCGGUCGGCUUGGGAGAAUAAGGAUGGCAGCCGCCAUGCUUUUGUUUACAAUUUUAGGACUACGAAGUGCAUCUGCUACGACCUUGGUGCGUGAAUACGGGCGCGCCGGAUGGUUCUGGGUAGGCGAGGGUUCAAUGGGUGGGAAGGAGGUGGAAUGACCUCAGUGUUGGGUCUGGUAGGUAGGGGAGAAGGUGGGAGAUAUAUACCCUGAAUGACUAUUUCUACUCUUUGCGA